Messenger RNA from Chiloscyllium plagiosum (whitespotted bambooshark), 377 nucleotides. The record is from RefSeq and is a predicted model, not a curated record. Lineage: Eukaryota; Metazoa; Chordata; Chondrichthyes; Orectolobiformes; Hemiscylliidae.
GUUUUAUAGGCUACGCUCCAGUCAUCAACGACAUUGUCCAGCAGUGGAAGUUCAAGGACGAUGAUGAUGACCAGCUUUUCUACACUAAGAUUUAUCUCAGUCCCAAACUGAGGGAAAAGUACAAGAUGGCUCUGGAUCACCAAUCAACAAUCUUUCAAAACCUCAAUGGUGCUUUAGACGAAGUUGUCAUCAAGUUUGAGAAGGGAAAAGCCAGAAUCCGCAACAUAGCCCAGGACACGCUGCCAGUCAUCAUCCAUGGCAAUGGGCCAACCAAGCUGCAGCUGAACUAUUUGGGGAAUUACAUUCCGAAUGCCUGGAACCACGAGACUGGAUGUGGAAUAUGUGAUGAGGACUUGUUAGACCUGACACAGCUACAG